Messenger RNA from Lacerta agilis (Sand lizard), 1611 nucleotides. RefSeq names its product G-protein coupled receptor 35-like. The coding region runs from base 208 to 1167 and encodes 319 amino acids. Gene Ontology annotation, molecular function: G protein-coupled receptor activity. The transcript is spliced from 3 exons. Gene Ontology annotation, biological process: positive regulation of Rho protein signal transduction; phospholipase C-activating G protein-coupled receptor signaling pathway. Lineage: Eukaryota; Metazoa; Chordata; Lepidosauria; Squamata; Lacertidae. The record is from RefSeq and is a predicted model, not a curated record. Gene Ontology annotation, cellular component: membrane.
GCACUCAACCAUCGAACAAGCUGUUUCCAACUUGUAUACAAGAGCUCCUGCUGAACUAGCAUUCUGAAAAGUUGGAGGCAUCAGAUAGAACAAGUGGUGCCAUCAGCUAUCAGAUGAAAUGUUUCCUAUGGCAUCCAGAUAAUCAAGGUUAUGUUAAACUGAACAUUUCCUUGUGGGCAACUGCAAUCAGAUAAGAAAACUGUCAUAAUGGCGAACUGCAAUGGCACGAUUGAGACAGGCAUAGUUACUUUUGAAAUUAUUCUUUACAGCCUAAUCACCUUUUUCGGAAUCGUAUUUAACACAGUUGCCUUGUGGGUUUUCUGCUUCAAACUGGGCAAAUGGACAGAGACCAGAGUUUACAUGAUCAAUUUAGCCCUGGCAGACUACACGCUGGUCCUUAUCUUACCAUUCAUAAUGUACUUUCACUACCACAAAUGGCCCGUGGAUGACUUUUGCCGUGUCAUAUUCGGAAUCAGUAGCAUGAACAUGCCAAUGAGCAUGGGCAUCAUCAUGCUAAUAGCGGUUGAUCGGUACAUUGCAAUCAAACAUCCUCUGAAAGCCAAAGUAAUCAGGUCUCCGUGGAAGGCAGCUCUUUCCUGCUUAUUUCUUUGGCUCUGUUGCUUGCUUUAUACAAUCCUAUUCAGUCUCUCUUUGAGAAAAGAAAUUUUUUGUUUCCAUAGACUUUCUAACAAAGCUCAUACCCUGGUCAGAUUAAUCAUUUUCUUUUUCAUACCACUGGUUAUAUUGUUGUUUUGUUCCAUACAAGUCAUCCGAUGCCUCAGGAAGAAACAUAAUGCUAGUCCUCAUGAAGAAAAGUUAACCCAGAAAGCCAUCUGGGUAGUCUCAGUGAACUUGGCCACCUUCAUUAUAUGCUUCCUGCCUUUCCACUUGAGUUUACUGUUUAGCUACGUAGCAAAAGCAUUAGAAGGGGCUGACUGCGAGGUGUCGCAAGCCAUUGCCAAUGCCAUACACGCAACUGCGUUAAUAACCAAGCUAAAUUGCUGCUUGGAUGCCAUGUGCUAUUACAUGGUUGCUAAGGAAUUCCAGGAAGUUGCAGCUCUCUUGCCUCCCUUUAACACAAUGCGGUCCAGGUCCAACUUAACUCAAGAUUCACAGCUGCAAAGCAAAACACCCGAAAAUUCACAACUGCAAAGUUUAAACAGCUGAAAUCACAAUGUCAUUGUAAGAUGCGUCUAGUCUCACCUUUGGAGCACUAUGUCCAGUCAACUGAAACGUCGCCUUUCGAACGCUAUGUCAAACAAAGCCCCACAGACUAUUCAAGACCAGUAAACAAAGUGGAUAUCACGUUAAUUUUAGCUGAUACAUUUUAAACCGAUGCUGCUCCCUUGAAUUAUCGCCGAUGGAGAUCAGUGUGCUGGUUUAACAUCUCUAGCUGAAACGGCAAAUUAUGUUCUGGAUUCAUGCUUCUUGCGGAAAUAUACAUAUCCCUAUAUCCAAUAUGGUAUUUUUCAUGUUGAAAUCCUGUCUUUAUACUCAGGCCUUCCUCAGCUGAAUUAGUGCUUUUAGUUUGCAGCUGAUACAACUUACAAUGAUGGAUUUGUAUUAUGCUUUGUAAGUUUGUUUUAUGAUUGAUAUACAUUUGGUUGCAGA